UUAUUCUACAAUGUAGAAAAUAGUAAAAAAAAUAAAGUAAAACACUUGAAUGAGUCGGUGUUUCAAAAACUUUUCACUGGUACUGGAUAUCUAAACGGGUCUUACAUUUUAAAUCAAAUCACUAAAUGAUCCAUCUGAAAAAAAUUCCAUAUGUUAGCUUAGUAGACCCCCCCCCCCAACGGCUUUUAGACUUUUAGAAGUAGCGACAUCAACUGUUUUUUUUUUUUACAUCACCAAUCAAUGCGGAUAGAGCAGGCAAGAGAGAGUGAGAGAGGGUUGAGGAGGUGACUUUAUAGGAAUUAGGUCCACAGAAUUAUACCCAGGAGUAGCGGCUUCUAUGGAGGAACUUUGAAUGUCCUUUAAGCUAGCUUGCUAACAAGCUUUUGUACAGUAGCCUAUGCUUCUGAGGGAGAGGGGCAUGUAGCCUAAACAUGAAAGGACAAAGAUUUCCAGCUUGCAGCAGGCAGACACUGGAAUACGUUUGUGUGUGACGAAGUGAGUGACGAAGUGAGGGCUUUGCAUAGGCGUUUUGUUAUGUUUUGUUGUGGGGCUAGAGAAAAAUAUCUGGAAGGUGAAAUAACAUUAUUAACCGGUUUCCAUGCAUUUAAAAAUAACGGUUCUGUUCCGCAACAGCAUGGAUCACUUUUGUUCCAGGUUCCCUUUCUGUUCCUUGAAAAAAAUGUAGUUAAUUUCAAAUUUUCGGUUUUGUUCCCUGAACCGGUUCCAGCCACUGACACACACACCUACGUACGGCCCUCUUCGCCCCUGCCAGGACAGCAUUCCCCACAUCCCCGAGAAAUAGCCCCUCCCUCCCCGCUCCUCGUCUCCCAGAAAUAAAGCAAUCAGAGCCGAAGAAAAACUCCGGGAAAACCCGACGCAGUGCCUUGCACGUUUACUUUUAGUAUGAGCCAAUCCACUCUCUCCAUCUGUUUGGUUAUUUAUAUGUAUGGGUCAUUAAGAUGUAUGAUUUAUUAGUCAUUAUAUUUACUCUUCCCCUGUUUUUUUUAUGGGUCUCUAUUGAUGAUCUCUUCAGCGUGUUGAAUUUCACAGCUGUCUGUGUAUUAUCCGUACGGAGUAUUAGAUGUGUCAGUACGGAGGAGCAUACGAAGAUUGUCCUUCCAGAGACAAAGAGAGGGCAUGUACCUGGAGACUUUAAGAAAGAGGCCUUGGGGAGAGCUCUCCAGCCUGCCUCCUCUCACAGCAGCAGGAACAGGACAAUACUGAGCAAAUGUUUCCCACGUGGUUGGACACACAACCAGGAUGGAACACACAACCAGGAUGGAACACACAACCAGGAUGGAACACACAACCAGGAUGGAACACGCAACCAGGAUGGAACACGCAACCAGGAUGGAACACACAACCAGGAUGGAACACACAACCAGGAUGGAACACACAACCAGGAUGGAACACGCAACCAGGAUGGAACACGCAACCAGGAUGGAACACACAACCAGGAUGGAACACGCAACCAGGAUGGAACACACAACCAGGAUGGAACACACAACCAGGAUGGAACACACAACCAGGAUGGAACACACAACCAGGAUGGAACACACAACCAGGAUGGAACACACAACCAGGAUGUGGUAUAUAGUGUGAGGUUUAGCUGAGGUAAAGGUGGUAUGGGUGUGAGAGGAAAGGGAGGGGUUUUCGUCAAGAUAAUGUAUGUACUUUUUACUCCAUACAUUUUCCCUGACACCCUAAAGUACUCGGAAUGGAAUGCUUAGCAGGACAGGACA
Oncorhynchus mykiss (rainbow trout) is the source of this 1742-nucleotide messenger RNA. The record is from RefSeq and is a predicted model, not a curated record. NCBI's taxonomy places the organism in Eukaryota, Metazoa, Chordata, Actinopteri, Salmoniformes, Salmonidae.